AUGCUCCCGCACUUCCAUCAUGAUGCAAAUCUCCGCCGCCUUGAGAGUCUCGCGCCUAUCCCCGACAUCAAUUGCGCUCCUCCACAUGAUUUUGACAGCCCUGAGAUAGCGGGCCAGCGUGGAGUCCGAGAAUCCUCGCUCGACUGCGCCGAAGACGGCCCAACACCGGGGAAUGAAGGCGGGAUUUUCGCAUCGCUGCCGCAAUCGCUACAGCAGCAGCAGCAGCAAUCAGAAGCAGGAGCAGGAGUAGGAGCUUCUAUUGGUGACAAUUCCUCGACAAUGGCGUCUGCACCCUCCCAGCGUCGACUUCUCCACAAGGAUCGGUUUGCAUAUGUGUUUGGCUCGCUGAAGACGCAAAGCUAUCACGAUCCCGCGGCGCGGGGACCGGGAUCCCAUACUAUCCGUACUCUUGCUUGGAAUCCUACAGGCCAACUCAUCGCAACCGGUUCUGCAGACCGCACGCUCCGCAUAUGGAACCCAGAGCGCGCAAAUGCGAGAUACUCCACCGAGCUUCGUGGUCAUUCAGCAGGCAUUGAGAAAGUCGUCUUUAACCCUAUUCGCGAUUCGGAGCUCGCGAGCUGCUCCAGCGACGGUACGGUCCGUUUCUGGGAUGUCCGGUCGAAGACGUGUGUUAGUCGACUCGAUGUUGGAGGAGAGGCCUUCACGCUGGCUUGGUCUCCAGAUGGGAAGGUUGUCCUCGUGGGCAGGAAGGAUGACAACUUGAUCCCAAUUUCCAUCGAAAGUCCAUCUACACCGACCGUCAUGUCGAACGGGAAUACUACCGCGACGGCCACAACUGAAAACUCUAACAAUGCCACCUAUACGAUGCUCGAGGCACAUCCACAACCCGUCCAGACGAACGCUACCACCUUUUCGUAUCAUGUUCCCACUCCGUCCGCCCCAGACCUGGACCUGCUCGUCACCACCGGCGAGGGCACCGUCAAGAUUUUCUCCUAUCCGUCCUUUACGUUGCGGCAUACCCUGCACGCACACACCUCAGCAUGUCUUUCUUUAGAGCUCUCACCUAACGGCCGUUACCUGGCUGUUGGUGGCAGUGACGCCUUAAUUUCCCUCUGGGACACAACUGACUGGGUCUGCCGUCGGACGGUGUCCAGCAGUAACGGCGGCGCCGUGCGUGGUGUCAGCUGGAGUUUUGACGGACGAUUCCUCUGUGGAGCCUGCGAUGAGCCUGGCUGUGGCGGCAACGGUCUGGAGAUUUUCCACGCGGAGACAGGCGACAGCGUCUAUACCGUUCCCACGGGCGCUGGAGCCAAUGCAGGCAUCCCUGCGGUAGCGUGGCACCCAUCGCGGUACUGGCUGGCUUAUUCGACGACAGCCGAUGGACCAGGAAGCACCCCCGGCGGGCUGAAGAUUGUAGGCGCUGCGGGAGGGGGUUUGUAA
This is a messenger RNA of Rasamsonia emersonii CBS 393.64, 1401 nucleotides long. RefSeq names its product WD repeat-containing protein. The transcript is spliced from 3 exons. Gene Ontology annotation, molecular function: protein binding. Bases 1 to 1401 code for a protein of 466 amino acids. Gene Ontology annotation, cellular component: THO complex part of transcription export complex. Gene Ontology annotation, biological process: mRNA export from nucleus. Lineage: Eukaryota; Fungi; Ascomycota; Eurotiomycetes; Eurotiales; Trichocomaceae. The record is from RefSeq and is a predicted model, not a curated record.